ACGUCUUAGUUCCCUAUUCUUCGAAUAUAAAUAUCCUCACUCAUCCCCUUCAAACCACACAUAUUUAUCAAUCCAUCUAUCAACUUUGUCAAUUCCUCCUCAUCUCUCAAGCAAUUAUAUCCACCUUCAAGAUGCAAAUCAAAAGUCUCGUUCUCUCUAUUUUCGUCGCUACCGCAUCAGCCGGCUAUGUCCAAAUAUGCGGCAGUGGGAGCGGCGGAACUUGCACCGACACCGGCAGUGCAAACAAGAACAGCUGUAUCGGCCCAGUAAACGGCAAUGGGUUCACAUUCAAGGCUUACGACACCAAACCGAACAGCAUGUCCAUCUUCGCGGAUGAGGGAUGCUGGAACUACAAUGUUGCUACUUGUGAUGAUUGUACCAGUGUUACCUACAAUGGAAAGGGUCCUGUCUGGGCUAUUUUCCACUAGGCUAUUUUCGCGGGAAGUUUACAGGUGGGAUUAUAUGGAAGGGUUGAGAUAUUUUAGGAUGUGAAUCAUAUCGUGAUGUGGAUAUUAUAAAUAUUAGCUGGAACAUUAUCAUUAUGCGUUUGGCACUGACUCGUACCUGUCUGUAUCGGAUAUUUAUUGACAAGAUUUCCGAUUGGUUGUAAUCUAGAGAGGCGCAAGAGCGUC
Molecule: messenger RNA, 632 nt
Organism: Aspergillus pseudotamarii
Lineage: Eukaryota; Fungi; Ascomycota; Eurotiomycetes; Eurotiales; Aspergillaceae
Exons: 2
Coding region: 132-428 (98 amino acids)
Source: RefSeq, a predicted model, not a curated record